Messenger RNA from Erinaceus europaeus (western European hedgehog), 3202 nucleotides. RefSeq names its product complement C3-like. Gene Ontology annotation, cellular component: extracellular region. Gene Ontology annotation, biological process: complement activation. Gene Ontology annotation, molecular function: endopeptidase inhibitor activity. The coding region runs from base 41 to 3187 and encodes 1048 amino acids. The transcript has 25 exons. The record is from RefSeq and is a predicted model, not a curated record. NCBI's taxonomy places the organism in Eukaryota, Metazoa, Chordata, Mammalia, Eulipotyphla, Erinaceidae.
CCUUCUCUGUCCCUCUGUCCUUCCGUCUUCCCAUUGCACUAUGGGGGCUAUCUGUGGUCUCCGACUGCUGCUUCUCCUGGGCUGUCUCCCCCUGGUUCUGGGGGACACCAUGUUCUCCAUGAUCACCCCCAAUGUUCUGCGGCUGGAGAACGAAGAGAUGGUGGUGCUAGAGGCCCAUGACUUCCAAGGGGACAUCGCUGUCACCGUGAAAGUCUCUGACUUCCAGGACACAGAGAAGGAGCUGGACAGUGAGAAGACGGUGUUGAGCAACGCCAAUGGCCACUUGAGCACGGUCAACAUCAAGAUCCCAGCCAGCAAGGAGUUCAAGACCGAGAAGGGGCACAAGUUCGUCAUCGUCCAGGCCACCUUUGGCGGCACGCUGGUGGAGAAGGUGGUUCUGGUCAGCCUGCAGAGUGGCUACCUCUUCAUCCAGACCGACAAGACCAUCUACACCCCGGGCUCCAAGGUCGUCUGCCGGGUCUUCAGUGUGGACCACAAACUGCUCCCCUUGGGCCGGACCGUCAUCCUCACCAUGGAGAGCUCUGAUGGUGUCUUAGUCAAGAGGCACCGCUAUUCCAGCCCUGACAGAGACAUCUUAUUCACGUCGUUUAGCAUCCCAGAGCACGCCAAAACGGGGCAGUGGAAGGUAUGCGCCCACUAUGAGGACGCCCCCCUACACGUCUUCUCCGCUGAGUUUGAGGUGAAGGAAUAUGUGCUGCCCAGUUUUGAGGUCCAGGUGGAGCCUAAGGAGAAAUUCUACUCUAUGGACAAUCCAAAGGACUUGGAGGUCACCAUUAUGGCCAGGUUCCUUUAUGGCAAGAACGUGGAAGGCACCGCCUUUGUCCUCUUUGGGGUCCAGGACGGGGAGCAGAGGAUCUCACUGUCUCAGUCCCUCACCCGAGUGCAGAUUGAGGAUGGCUCCGGGCAGGCCGUGCUGAAGCGGGAGGUGCUGCUGGGUGGGGUGCGCCCCUCCACCGCUGAGGCCCUGGUGGGCAAGUCUCUGUAUGUGUCAGUCACUGUCAUCCUGCACUCAGGCAGCGACAUGGUGGAGGCAGAACGCUCAGGGAUCCCCAUCGUCACCUCCCCCUACCAGAUCCACUUUACCAAGACGCCCACGUUCUUCAAGCCGGCCAUGCCCUUUGACCUCAUGGUGUUGGUGACCCACCCCGAUGGCUCCCCGGCCAGCCGUGUCCCUGUGACCAUUCAGGGCUCCAGCGUGCAGGCCCUGACCCAGCCGGACGGAGCGGCCAAGCUCAGCAUCAACACCCCCAAUAGCAAGGCCCCCCUCAGCAUCACCGUGAAAACCAACAAACCCGGCAUCCCUGAGGCCCGGCAGGCCACAGAAACCAUGCAGGCCCGGCCCUACAGCACCCAGGGCAACUCCAACAACUACCUACACCUCUCGGUGCCCCGCAUGGGGCUGCAGCCCGGGGAGACGGCGAAUGUCUAUUUCCACCUGCGCACGGACGCCGGGCUGGAGGCCAGGAUCCACUAUUACACCUACAUGGUCCUGAGCAAAGGGAAGCUGCUGAAGGUGGGCCGGCAGGUGCGCGAGGCCGGGCAGGACCUGGUGGUGCUCCCCCUGACCGUCACCGAGGACUUCAUCCCUUCCUUCCGCCUCGUGGCUUAUUACACCCUCAUCAAUGCCAGGGGGCAGAGGGAGGUGGUGGCCGACUCCGUCUGGGUGGACGUCAAGGAUUCCUGUGCUGACAGGCUGGUGGUGAAAAGCAGCAGAGAAAGCAAUAAAGACAAGCAGCAUUUUCCAGGAGGUAUGAUAACCCUGAAGAUCGAGGGCGACCCCAGGGCCCGCGUGGGGCUGGUGGCUGUGGACAAAGCCGUGUCUGUGCUGAAUAAGAACAGGAUGACUCAGAAGAAGAUCUGGGACAUCGUGGAGGAAGCAGACACUGGCUGCACCCCGGGCAGUGGCAAGGACUAUGCAGGGGUCUUCAUGGACGCAGGGCUGGCCUUCAGGACCAGCAAGGGCCAGGAGACCGAGCAGAGGGCAGACACACAAUGCCCCAAAGUUGCUUCUCGACACCAGCGCUCUGUGAAGGUCAUGGAGAAAAGAUCAGACAAAGCUGAGCAGUACUCAGAGGAGGAGCUUCAGCGCUGCUGCGAGCAGGGCAUGAGAGACAGCCCCAAGGUGGCAGCCUGCAGUCAGCUCGCCAAGUUCCUGGCGCAGGGCUCUGGGCCUGUGGCCGCCUUUCUUGAGUUCUGCAGCUACCUGGCCCAGCUUCAGAAGGAGCAAGAAGACCAUAGUGAGUGGGGUGACCUAGAUGAGGUCUCUAUUGGAAAAGAAGAUAUAAUCUCCAGAAGCCAGUGGCAAGAGAGCUGGCUGUGGAGUGUCUUUGACCUCAGACCUGGGCAAGAUGGAACCUGGACAACAACCUUGAGUGUGUUUUUGAAAGAUUCCAUCACCACCUGGGAGAUUCUGGCUGUGAGCUUGUCGGACAGGACAGGGAUCUGCGUGUCCAAGCCCUAUGAGGUCACAGUCACUACAGACUUCUUCAUCGACCUGCAGCUGCCUUACUAUGUGUUCCUCAAUGAGCAGUCAGAAAUCCGGGCUGUUCUGUCCAAUUACCGGCCAGUGAAGAUCAAAGUGCAGGUGGAGCUGUUGUAUAACCCGGGCUUCUGCAGCAUGGCGACCGCCAAGCAACACCUUGUGCAGACGGUGGAGAUCCAGCCCAUGUCCUCUGUGUCUGUGCCUUUUGUCAUCGUGCCCCUCAAGGUGGAUGAGGUGGGGGAUGAGGUGGAGGUGGAGGUCAAGGCUGCUUUGUACAACCACUAUGUCAGCGAUGGUGUGAAGAAGAAUUUGAGAGUCGUGGCAGAAAAAGUGACAGUCAACAGGACGAUGUUACCUCACAUGCUGAUUCCAAAAGUCCUGGAUCUACACAAGUACCGACGGGAGAAGCCUGAUCACAAGCUCUACGACUUGGAGGCCAUGUUCUCUGCCCUCUUCGACCUACCAGAGUUCAAGAACUUCCAUUCUACAGUUCCUGACAUGCCCUGGCUCAAUGAGCAGAGACACUAUGAAGGCAACUCUAACCCCAUCCAGGUGGCUCAAGUCAAAGAUGAGAUGUCCUGCAAGAAGUUUCACCUCAAGGUCGGCAUACGGACAGUUUCAUACUCAGUCAAGAGGCCCCAGGAUGCCAAGAGAACCCUGUACCUCCACAUCUGUGCCAGGUGAGAGGUGGGUCAUUGC